Arctia plantaginis is the source of this 1170-nucleotide messenger RNA. The record is from the annotation of a GenBank genome assembly. NCBI's taxonomy places the organism in Eukaryota, Metazoa, Arthropoda, Insecta, Lepidoptera, Erebidae.
AUGGAGAACGAAACUCUUAGCUUCGAAUCUAUUAUCAACAACAAUCUUAGCGGCCGUGACCUCGAGGAGUUUAAUAGAAUCCACUUUGGAAGAAAAGACAACCUUGAAGUAAAAUUGAAAGAAUCGUCGAUCGCCGCAGCAAAGGAAAAUGAUUUUGAAAUCUCCGCAUAUGCGUUCCCCGCAAAGAAAGAACAGACUCGUCCCCCCAGGAUUGUGAAGGUGGGCGUGAUCCAGCAUUCCAUCGUCGUGCCAACAGACCGCCCCGUCAAUGAGCAGAAGAAAGCUAUUUUGGAAAAAGUCAAGAAGAUUAUAGAUGUUGCUGGUCAAGAAGGAGUUAACAUUAUCUGCUUCCAAGAGCUAUGGAAUAUGCCUUUUGGCUUCUGCACAAGAGAGAAGCAGCCGUGGUGUGAGUUUGCAGAGUCAGCAGAGAACGGCCUUACCACAAGAUUCUUGAGCGAACUGGCUGAAAAAUAUGCAAUGGUAUUCGUUUCUUCAAUUCUAGAAAGAGACGAGAAUCAUUCUGACAUCCUUUGGAACACAUCUGUCGUUAUCAGCGAUACUGGUAAAGUUAUUGGCAAGCACCGCAAGAAUCAUAUUCCGAGGGUUGGAGACUUCAACGAGUCGAACUACUACAUGGAGGGCAACACUGGUCAUCCCGUUUUUGCUACAAGGUACGGAAAGAUUGCUGUGAACAUUUGCUUCGAUCGUCAUCACGUUCUGAAUUGGAUGAUGUUUGGACUCAACGGGGCAGAGAUCGUCUUCAAUCCAUCGGCUACCAUUGCUGCUGAAGCCGGAAGUGAGUACAUGUGGAAUAUUGAAGCCAGAAAUGCCGCGAUAACCAACUGUUACUUCACUGCUGCUAUCAAUCGUGUUGGUUAUGAAGAAUUCCCUAAUGAAUUUACAUCGGCUGAUGGCAAACCUGCACAUAAGGACUUGGGUCUUUUCUACGGAUCAAGUUACUUUACAGGCCCUGAUGGAGUAAGGUGCCCUGGUCUGUCCCGUACAAGAGACGGUUUGCUCAUUGCUGUGAUGGACUUGAACCUGAACAGACAGAUCAGAGACCGUCGUUGCUAUUACAUGACCCAACGUCUGGACAUGUAUGUAGAGAGCCUAAAGAAGGUUCUAGAAAUUGAUUACAAGCCACAAGUUGUACACGAGAACGAUAAGUGA